This is a messenger RNA of Centruroides sculpturatus (bark scorpion), 5139 nucleotides long. Its product is annotated as ras GTPase-activating-like protein IQGAP2. Gene Ontology annotation, biological process: regulation of GTPase activity; regulation of actin cytoskeleton organization. The record is from RefSeq and is a predicted model, not a curated record. Gene Ontology annotation, molecular function: GTPase activator activity; calmodulin binding; actin filament binding. Gene Ontology annotation, cellular component: cytoplasm. Lineage: Eukaryota; Metazoa; Arthropoda; Arachnida; Scorpiones; Buthidae. Bases 242 to 4858 code for a protein of 1538 amino acids. The transcript has a single exon.
GGGUACAGAUCGACAUUCGGUCACGUGAUAUUUUUAUUUACCGGAAUUCCAAACUAUUCGAGAACGUUUACAAAUUUAAACAAAUUAAUCGAAAUUUUUACGGUAUAAUAAUUAUUCGUUAGUAUAAAUGGCCGAAAUAAAUAAUCGACCCGUCACGUGACGAAGUAAAAGUAUCAUCGGUUGGGGUUGACGGGAGCGAAAUUUGAAUUGGAAGUCGACUUUUAAAAGUUCCCGUUUCGUAAUGUCGGCGGAAACGGAUGGGCGUUUGGAUUGCGCAAAUUAUACGGAAAGCGACGCGAACGAAGCGGAAAGAUUAAGUUCGGAGAUAAUGGACGAGAAAAGACAAGAAAAUAUCGCUUACCAGUACUUGUGUCACUUGGAAGAAGCUCGAUUAUGGAUUCAGUCGUGUAUCGAAGAAGAACUGCCACCCGUUACGGAACUAGAAGAAAAUUUCCGUAAUGGAGUUUACCUUGCUAAAUUAGCUCACAGAAUUUCUCCCAAUACCGUUCCCGCUAAGAAGAUCUAUGAUCCUAAUCAAGAGAUAUAUUUAAAGAAGGGUCUGCAUUUCCGACACACGGACAAUAUUAACCAUUGGUUAAAGGCAAUGGAGGAUGUUGGCCUGCCUCUUCAUUUCCAUCCCGAUACGUUUGACGUGUACGAUAAGCGAAAUAUACCGAAAAUGGUGUACUGCCUCCAUGCUCUUAGUUUAUAUCUGUUCCAACUCGGACGUGCUCCCAGGAUUCAGGAUCUUUACGGACGUUUGCAUUUCAGUACGGAGCAGAUACGUGCCAUGGAGAGGCAAUUUGAGAGAGACGGUGUCGUUCUGCCGGAUUUUGGCAGGAUACAGGAUUCUAUUUGUCGGGCAAACAGGCAAGUUACGGUAGAUAAAAUUGGAGCCGCGAUACUGAACGGCGACGUUCCGGGUUUGAGGAAGGCUCUCGGGUCUUUGGUGGGCGAGGUCGAGAUCGAUCCGGGAAACGUGGAUGCUUACCUGCAAUUUUUAAGUAAUUUGUAUAAAGAUCGCGAUGUGAGUUGGGAACGGUUGAUUUCUACGGUGGCCGAAGCUAAUCGGAACGUUAACAUCCAAAAUUUUGUAAGUAAUUUCAAUCUGUCUUUAGAUUAUCGAGAUAAAGAUAUGAUGAUAAAAUACUUGCAAAACUCGCCGGAACCGUUAGAUAUUAUAGAAUCUGCUGUUGUUUUCUACAUGGAAGAAUUUUCUGUGAUAAGAAAGGAAAAUGGACAUAACUUGACUUACAAAGAAAUAAUGGGUGGACUGAAAGUUCUGACUGCCAUUGCACAAAUUAAUCAAAUCCUUGUGAACAAAGGCAAUCUAUUUGAAGGCUUGACUGAUAAAAAAGCUCAUAUCUGUGGAGUUAAUGUGCAGUUUGUUCCUCAAUAUGAAAUUUUAUUGUUACAAAUGAGAAAAGAUAAAAUUCUUAAAGGAUUUAUCCCCUUUCUAAAUCAUUAUGAAAUUCAAGAAGCAGUUGAUAAGGUGAACAAACAAAUACUUAAUCGGGAAGCUAUACGUAGGAUAAAUCAGACAAUACGUCAGAAUGACUGUAAGAAGCUAUUUAAAGUUUUGUCUUGUCCAGAAGCUUCCAUUCUUUGUGUAGAACCAAAAAAUUCUGAUUUAUAUCAGUUUUUAUUUGCUGAAAAACAAUCUAAAUGCAAAGAUGAAUAUAUUUAUCAAGAGGAGAUCCAAUCUAUUGUGAAUGAAGCCAACAGAAUAGCAUUAGAUGCCAACUGCACAUGCAUAACAAUUAUCACUGUCAAUAAUGCAGUUAAGGAUGAAAACUCUAGUAUUUUGAAAGAAGCAUUGCAAAUGCUAAAUCCUGUUUUGUCUAAUAAUUUAAAAAUUCUUCCUCAUUGUAUUGAUAAUUAUCUAGAGAAUUUAAAAAAAUUAAAAAUUAAGAAAGAAAAAUGGAGCAAGAAUUUAGGUAAAGAUGAUAUUGAAACGUCUUGGAUAACAUGUCAAUUACAUAAUUACUUUUAUUCUUUCAAUGUUAAGACACUUGAUUGUCAUUGGAUGCGUCCUCAGCUUGGCGUGGACUCUUGUUACCUAGAUCAAAAUGAUAUCACUUCAAUAGUAACUGGAGUAAACUCAGAAGAUAAAAGAAAACAAUUUCUCAAAUUCAUUGAGCCAAAAAUUGUGAUAUUGCAAAGUUAUGCUCGUGGAUUUCUUACCCGAUCACAUUUUUCUGCCAGAAUGAAUUCUUUUAAGCUUAACGUGGAUAAAAUUAUAAAGAUUCAAGCAUGGUGGAGAGGUUUAAUACAAAGGAGAAAAUACUUAGUUCAAAAACAUGCUUUAGCUAUUAAAACUCAGAAAAUUAUAAAGGUGCAGUCUUAUGUUAGAAGAUGGCUGGCUAAAAGGCAUUUUCAGUCUCUUUUGCUCAAAGAAUGUGCUGCAAAGAAAAUUCAAUUAUUUUGGAGAAGUUAUAAAACCAGACAAGAUUUUAAACUUAUACUACAUUCCUCUGCUCCUCCUUUAAGAGUAGUACAUAAAUUUGUUUAUUUGUUAAAUAUCAGUGAUAAAGAUUAUAAAGAUGAGUUAGAUUUACAAAAAACGAGAAAUAAAGUGGUGCAGACUAUAAAAUAUAACCAAAAAUUAGAAAAGGAAGUAAAUGAUAUGGACUUAAAAAUUGCCAUGCUGAUUAAAAACCGUCUGACUCUUCAAGAAGUGAUUAGUCAAAGAAAGAGGACUUUAACAGGAAAGAAAGAUGCACAACUAUCAGACAUAUCAUGGCUAGGCAACAAAAAGGGACUUGGAGCUUUAAGCAAAAAUAGCAGAACAAAAUUAGAGGCUUUUCAGCAUCUUUUCUACACACUUCAGACUGAACCUAGAUAUCUUGCAAAAUUGCUACUGAUCAUACCAAUAAAUCAAGCUUCUAAGUUCAUAGAAUCGCUCAUUUUAACAUUGUAUAAUUAUGGUUCUACUCCUAGAGACGAAUAUUUACUGCUGUGCUUGUUUCGUACAGCACUCGAGGAAGAGAUCAAAACUAAAGUUGAUCAUGUUGUAGACAUAUUAACAGGAAAUCCUCUAGUUAUCAAAAUGAUAGUAGGCUUUAAUAGAAACGGACAAGGUCAGACAUGUUUACGUGAAUUACUCGGACCUGUGAUAAAACAAGUUAUAGAAGACAAGACUUUGCAUAUUAAUACAAAUCCAGUCGAGAUCUACAAAUUAUGGAUUAAUGAAAUGGAAACACAAACUGGAAAAAUGAGUUCAUAUCCCUAUGUAAUAUCCCAAAGUGAAGCUUUACAACAUGAAGAAGUAAAAAAUAGGCUUGAUAGGACUAUCAGAGAUUUAAAAGAGAAAACAUUAUUAUUUUUUGAUACUAUUAUUCAUUCCUUGGAUAAAAUUCCAUAUGGAAUAUUAUAUAUGGCUAAAAUAUUGAAAAAUGCUCUACAUAAUAAAUUUCCCGAUGUCACAGAUAAGGAAAUUUUAAAAGUCGUAGGGAAUUUGCUGUAUUACAGAUACAUUAACUCUGCAAUUGCAGCUCCAGAUGCUUUUGACAUCAUAGAUGUUGGAUUAGGUAAUGCAUUAACGAUAGAACAAAGACGUAAUUUGGCAUCAAUUGCUAAACUAUUACAGUUUGCAGCAUCUGGUAAAAAGUUUAGUUCUGAUUCUCACCAUCUUACUUGUUUAAAUCCUUUUUUGAAAAAGUGCCACGAAAAAUUUAAAGAAUUCUUCAGGAAAGCUUGCACAGUGAAAGAACCAGAAGCUUAUUUCAAAAUGGAUUGUUAUUCAGAAGCUGCUCUUAUUGCUCAGCCUACAAUUUAUAUAACUGUGCAAGAACUGUGUGAUGUACAUUGCUUGUUAUUGCAGUAUGAAGAUGAAAUUGCACCAAAAUCUUCUGAUCCUUUGCAUCAAUUAUUAUCUGAUCUUGGUCUUCCAUCAACUGUGAAAUCACUAAUGGGUGAAGAUUUAGAAUCAACUCCAACCUCCACUAUUGGACAGACUGAAGUUUGUCUUACUUUAACCAACAAAUUUUUAGUAAACGAAAGUGAAUCAUCUGAUGUUCAGCAAGUAUAUGUGAAAACAAAACAAAUGAUAAUAGACCUUCUUCAUUAUAGAAAUGUAAAAGAAACUUUGUUGGAUUUGCUUACUACUAAGCCUAGUCAAGAGGAGGAAUUGAAAUUUGCAAACAGCAAGGAAAAUCUAUCUUUAUCAAAGAAUGUGCCAAGAUUUAAAAUCUCUAAGACUGUUGAGCAUAAAUCAUUGUAUAGCUUGCAAAAUGAUUUGUUGCACAAUUUAUCUAUUUUAGAACUGGCAGAAUUUGUAUCAAGAAAGAAUAAUUAUCAAACUAUAAUAAAUGAUAUAGGAAAAGACAUUUGUAAUCGCCAUUAUUAUAAACAGUGUUGUAAAAAGGAAUUAAAGAAAUUAACUGAAGCUCAAGAGAAAUUGAAUAAAAAGUUAUCUUUUUACGAGGAUAAACUUGAAUGUUACAACCAAUACAUUAAAAGAUGUUUAGACAAUUUAUCAUCAGGAAAGAAGAAAGUACAUUUUAAGAAUUUAUUUUUUAAGAAUAAUAAAGAACAGGAGGUAAAAUGUAAAAUCUGUUUGAGAUAUACUGGAGCAAAAUUAUACGAAAAAGGCAUUCUAUUGGAAAUUACAGAUAUAGAUCCUUCCCAACUAAAACAUGCAACAUUUGAUAUUAGUCCUACUGAAGAGAUGGGAGUAUUUUUUAUUUGUGCCAAAUUUAUGGGAGUUGCAGUAGAAAAAGUAGAACUAGACAUUCAAGAUUUGCUACAGUUACAGUAUGAAGGAGUAACAAUCAUGAAGAUAUUUGGACGAGCUAAGGUUAACGUUAAUUUGCUUCUAUACUUACUAAAUAGCAAAUUUUAUAGUAAAGGAUUAUGAAAUGUUAAUUUUCUUAUAUUCUUUAUCUUUCUAUCUAUGGAUGUUUCCUCUGUAUAUAAUUUUUGCACUUGAAUUGAAAUUUUAAGAUUUUUUAAGAUUUAAAAUCUUGGAAAUCAUUUUUUAUUUGUUAAUUAUGUAAAAAUUAAAUUUUAAUGUUUAACAUAUAAAAUGUAAUAUACUUAAAUUCCAUUUACAAACUAAGUUGAGUAAAAUGAUGCUUUUUAUAUUUAUGUAAAUUUUUCAUUUAAUUUUAAAGCUGAGCAUUAGAUUUUAAAUAAAUU